Messenger RNA from Gossypium arboreum, 926 nucleotides. RefSeq names its product ferredoxin, root R-B2-like. Gene Ontology annotation, cellular component: plastid. Gene Ontology annotation, biological process: electron transport chain. The record is from RefSeq and is a predicted model, not a curated record. Bases 234 to 686 code for a protein of 150 amino acids. The transcript is spliced from 2 exons. Lineage: Eukaryota; Viridiplantae; Streptophyta; Magnoliopsida; Malvales; Malvaceae. Gene Ontology annotation, molecular function: 2 iron, 2 sulfur cluster binding; electron transfer activity.
AAAUUCUGAAAAUAAACCAUGGGCUAGGGUUUAGGCUGGUUUGGGAACUUAGGGGCGCCCUUUUUAGCUGAUUUAGAAAAGCCCUUUGCCUGCCAAAACCAACCCCCACAUGCCUAUAAGCCGAAGCCGCCAACUUUCUCAAUAUAUAGAUAUAAUCACUAUUAUUAGGUUUUAAGACUCAGAAAUUGGAUCCUCCUCAUUUUCUCCGCUGCCCGAAUUCCCUCGGAGUGAAGAUGACUACUUUGAGCCUUACUUCGCCUUGCAUUGUUAAAGUUGCAAUUCCCGAACGAUUUUCAAGUGCUAUUGUCAAAGCCCCAACAUCUCUUGGAUCUGUUAAAAGCAUCUCCAAGUCUUUUGGCUUGAAAUGUUCCUCCAAUUUCAGAACCUCAAUGGCAACUUACAAGAUUAAGCUUGUAGGACCAAAAGGUGAGGUGAACGAGUUUGAGGCCCCCGAUGAUAAGUACAUUCUAGAUGCAGCUGAGGAAGCAGGGGUCGAGCUCCCAUAUUCUUGCAGAGCUGGAGCUUGCUGCACAUGUGCUGGUAAGAUGAUUUCAGGUUCUGUGGAUCAAUCUGAUGGUUCUUUCCUUGACGAUAAACAAAUGGAGGAAGGUUAUCUGCUGACUUGUGUUGCGUACCCAACUUCAGACUGUGAAAUUCACACCCACAAGGAAACCGAUCUUUUCUAAGUAGUUUGUGGUCUGAAAUGAUUACGGUCUCAGUUGUUGUCUAUGGACUCAUCUAAACAUGCUACCAAUGAGGAUAUAAAGCUUUUUAAUUUGUGCUGAAUGUCUGGAUUGCCAUGGUUGAAGACGACUUGACGAUCUCUGGACCGGCCAAUAUUACCUCUAUUAACAGGUUACAGGACCCAAAAUGAAAUAAAAACAAAAUUCAAUUCUAUCAAUCAAAUUGAGUACAUUCAAAUAAAA